AUGAUUCAUUAGCAAUCAUUUAAUCAGACGUCAAAUUAGUUCAUAAUAUCUCCAAAAACAUUUAAUUUAGCGCUUGGGCUAAUAGGAAGCGAUCUGAAAUAUAUUGUUGACAAAAGCAUUUUAGAAUUAGAAGGUUAUUUAUAUAUUCAAAGUAUUGUAGUCGAUAGCUAGACAGGAAUUUAGAGCAUGUAAACAUAGCAAGUUCCAUUUUAAUUAGAAGUUUGUACUAACGAUAAUAUGCAAAAUGAAUAAUUACAAUAAUAAUUUCAGCAAUAUACAUCAAAUGGUUUUUAUUUUUGUUUGCCUUAAAAUAUGCAAUUUUAAGUAGAAGGAGAAUAUGGUGCUUCUGUUUAUUCUUCUAUUGUUUUAAAUCUCAAAAAAUGCAAUGGAAGCUCAUGUAAAAGUGAAUAAAUUAUUGAUUAAGCACUUCAAUAGCUUAAAGUAGAAGUAUUUUUUUCAGAUGUUGUGAUUUCUCCUCUAAAUAAGGAUUCACCUUUACAAUUCUAUGUAAAUAACUUCUCAUGGGAAGCAUCUGAAACAUUACCAAAAAAAGUGUAUUUGGAACUCAUACAAAAUAGGAUAUAAACAGAUAUAGGUUUUUUAGUAGAAAAUCUCGUUAUUGAAGAAUAUCCCUCUUUAAGUUAGGCAAGAGAAACUGUUACUACUCAAUAAAAUGGAUUACUGAGCUCUUUGGUACUUUAGUUUUAAGGAAACAAACAAAAUAAUUAUUAAAGAUCAUACCAGAGCGUAAUCUAAAUAAUUUCAGAAUUAGGGGGAUUUUCUCAGUUUUUAACAUUAAUUGGAUUUUUGAUGGUUAACUAUUACUCUUCUUUAAAAUUAAAUUGUGAUUUAAUUAAUUCUGUUUUUUAACUCAAAGAGAUUAAGCAGAAUUCAUAAGCGAAUUCUAUCAAUCAAAAUUAAUUAAAGGGGAAAUCAGCAAAUGUGUAUACCAAAAGAAUGAGUUUAUUUUAGCAAUAGAGAUAAAAAUAAUACCAAUAGAAUUCAAGAAAAUCAUUAAAUAUGAAUAUAAAUGAUUUACCAACUCAGAGUGUAAAUACAGAUAGCUUUGUCAAGGAAAAUAUUAAAGAUAAAUAAAGUGAAUAGAGUAUUAAUUAGAUAGAGCUGUUUUAAAAUAAAAGGCUGGUAAGCAUAAAGGAUCAAAGCUAACUCAAGUCAAAAUAAAGCGAAAUUAAAACUAGCGAUGAAAGAAACAGAAGCGAAAGCAAUUUCACUUAAUUGAAGAGAAUUCUGGGUAGUAUUAAAGGAUUGGCAACUUAGAAUUCUUUGUUUAAAUCUAAAGAAAAUGAUUUAACUAAUAGUACAAUUCAUUCAAAAGAAAACAAGAAAAGCAAAAAUGAUGAACAAAGUUCAAGCGAAAUAAAUAAAUUUAAGAAAUUGAAUUAAAAAUUGGAUGUUACUAUUUUACUAAGCAAGAUAUUUGAGAUAGAAAAGCUAAAGGCUAUUCUUUUAGAUGACGAUUAACUUAAUUUAUUCUAAUAUUUACCAAAGCCUUAAAUUUGCUAUUCAUUUAACCAAAAAGAAGAAAUUCAAUUUCACAAUAAUAAUAACUUUGUUUUUGAUAUAAAUAGCAGAAAUAAUGAUAACAAUGAAAACUCAGAUAAAUUAUAAAAGGCAAUAAAAAGCUAUUAAAAAAUAACAAGCAAAGCAGAUUUGUUUAAAAUAGAUCACAGAAUAAUUAAAAAUCUAGAUCCUUCUUAUAAAAAAAUAUUUCAAAAUGCAACAAGCUAGCAAAAGAUUGAAAAUGCGACUCAGUAAUUAUAAAGUUAUGAAAAUAAUCGCCCAGCUAGAAUUUAGCCAGAAAAAUUUUCAGAGGCAAUUAAAGAAGUUGAAGAAUGCUAAGAAUAUUUUGUCACCAACGAUUUCGAAGAAAAUAAAAUUGAAGAAAACUUUAAAAAUUAUAAAUCUUUGUCUAUACAGAAACCAUCUCCCAACUUAACCAUUAUUUAAAACAACGAUUGCAUUAACUAAAUUACAUUUUAAGAUAUUAAUACAAGCUAUAUAAUUUCUUAAACUAAUAAUUGA
Tetrahymena thermophila SB210 is the source of this 2043-nucleotide messenger RNA. RefSeq lists its product as hypothetical. Gene Ontology annotation, cellular component: nucleus. The transcript has 4 exons. Gene Ontology annotation, biological process: reciprocal meiotic recombination. Gene Ontology annotation, molecular function: double-stranded DNA binding. The record is from RefSeq and is a predicted model, not a curated record. NCBI's taxonomy places the organism in Eukaryota, Ciliophora, Oligohymenophorea, Hymenostomatida, Tetrahymenidae.